This is a messenger RNA of Orbicella faveolata, 1728 nucleotides long. Its product is annotated as kelch-like protein 17. The record is from RefSeq and is a predicted model, not a curated record. Gene Ontology annotation, molecular function: protein binding. Lineage: Eukaryota; Metazoa; Cnidaria; Anthozoa; Scleractinia; Merulinidae.
AUGAAACUUCAAACCAGGAGUUCCCUUGACAAAGGAAACCCAAGUUCCAAGUUACUCCGGCCAAAACGUAUUUUUAGAGAACAAAGCAGACAACGAGACAUAACCCUUCAAGAUGUUGACGCUGACGCAAUUGAACUUCUUGUAGACUUCGCUUAUACCGCUCGCAUUCAAGUCAGUGAGGAUAACGUACAGGCUUUGCUCCCCGCCUCGAGUUUACUACAGUUAACAAGUGUGAAAGACGCUUGCUGUGAAUUUCUAAAAAAUCAGCUUCAUCCUUCGAACUGUCUCGGUAUUCGAGCUUUCGCUGAUACCCACACUUGCACAGACUUACUGGAAUCCUCCCAUCGCUUUGCUCUUCAGCACUUCUUAGAGGUCUCACAGACGGAAGAGUUUAUGCUUCUUUCGGUUGAGCAAGUGUUGGAGCUCAUCUCUAAUAGUGACGUUAAUGUAGAAAGCGAAGAACAAGUGUAUAACGCGGUUAUAAAUUGGGUUAAGUUUGACGUGGACAACAGACGGGAAUUUGUAAGGGAUCUGUUACCCUUUGUAAGAUUGCCGCUUUUGACAAGGGAAUGCUUAAUGACCCGUGUUGAAACUGAAGAUCUCAUCCGAAAUACCCCAGACUGCAAGGACUUGCUCAUUGAAGCAAUGAAAUACCACUUGCUUCCUGAACAGCGCUCGGUACUUCAAAGCCCCAGGACUGUCUGCCGCAAGCCUGCUGGGCAGGUUCCAAUCUUGUUUGCCAUUGGUGGUGGCAGUCUGUUUGCUAUUCACAGUGAGUGUGAGUGUUAUGAUGCUAGGAUUGACAGAUGGUGCAUGGUCACUCCCAUGUCUACCAAGCGUGCCCGGGUGGGUGUCGGGACAGUCAGUGGAAAGAUUUAUGCUGUAGGUGGUUAUGAUGGAAGCAGUGACCUGGCAACAGUUGAAGCUUACUGUCCACAGAGCAACCAGUGGCUGUCAGUACCAUCUAUGGGAACUCGUCGAAGCUGCUUGGGGGUGGCUGUCUUGAAUGGGUUGAUCUAUGCCAUUGGCGGUUAUGAUGGAGCCUCGUGCCUCAACAGUGUGGAGAGGUUUGACCCUCUGACAGCGCAGUGGACAUCAGUGGCCGCAAUGAACACAAGAAGACGGUAUGUGCGUGUAGGUGUGGUUAAUGGCAUAAUUUAUGCCAUAGGAGGCUAUGACGGCAGUGCACACCUUAACACUGUGGAGUGCUUUGAUCCCAUGACCAAUACAUGGAAGCCGGUAGCCAGUAUGGCCAGCAGAAGAAGCAGUGCUGGUGUGGCUGUAUUGAAUGACAUGUUGUAUGUUGUUGGUGAGUUACAUGUACAUGUAAUGCUCAGAAUGGUGGCAAAUGUUGUGAUUUGUAUUAUUUACCAAGCAUCAUGCUCCUACAUACGGUGUAGUAGAUUGCAGUGCCAUUUGGUAACUUAAAACAGGUGGCUCGUGUGCCAAAAAUAUUGUCCAUGUCCAGAUUAAGGUCUGACUUUUGUCUUCUUUGAUCUCCUUUGUCAUGUGCAUGUAACUUUGGGAGGCAUGGUGGCCUCAUGGUUAGUGCACUUGACUCUGGAUUGAAGGGUCUGGGCUCAAGCCCAGACUGGAGACAUUAAGUUGUGUUCUUGGGCAAGAUACACUCUACAGUGCUUCUCUCAGGUGUAUGAGUACCCAGCUGUAUAAAUGUGUACUGUUGAAUUUAAUGCUGGGGGUAACCCUGCAAUGGACUAGCAUCCCAUG